AUGGCACCUGAAGGCCUGACGAUGCACCGAGCUCUGACCAUCCAGGAGCUCGUCUGCCUGAUCGCCGGCGAAGUUGACGGCAAACAUGCGUUACGCGCGCUGGCGCUCACAUGCCGCGCGUUCCACGAGCCCGCCUUGGAUGGCCUAUGGUUCUUUCCGAACGAUGGGUUGGUCAAUCUUGUCAAGGUAUUGCCGACAGACCUAUGGGAAGUCGCGGGGAUAUCUGAGACUGGACAGGAGACACUGACGGUCAGGGAGCCUACGAGGCCGACCACGCAACUUGACUGGGAGCGCUUCGACUUCUACGCACACCGGAUCCGAGGACUUGAUGUCGUUACAAAGACCAACAACUUGAAGACGUCUCUGGCUCAGGCUCUCUCGGCGAACCUAUUCCACUGGCUCGUUUCUGCGCGGCCUUCCCAUCGCCUGCUGCCUAACCUGACAUCCCUGGAAUGGAAGGCAGAAGGGGAUUCUGGAUACGAUGACUCUGCGUACAUGCUCGUUGGACCACACCUCGUGAAACUGACCCUAGACUUGCAUGACCCCUGGGAAAUGUCCGACGAACAUUCUUCCGCUGUAUUGCUUCGCUACGCUCAGCGUUGCCCAGACAUACGUGACAUGUGUUUCGUCGCACCUCGACACGGAGACCCUAUCCAGGGUGGGGUCUUCGCCCCAUUCAAGAUGCUGACGACGCUCACACUACGCUCGCCUCUGACACAUGACGUUCUCGUCGACUUGUCCACUUUACCAAAACUUGCCGACCUUGAAGUGGACCUCACUUUGACGUCGGACAUCGAGGACGAGAUCAUUGUUCCUGGAAGAGUGGCAGUGUCCUUUUCCUCUCCUAAUCUGACUUUCCGCAGACUGGUGUCCCUGGAUCUCAACAUGCCCGUGGAUGUCGCUAACACGGUGAUCUCCCCGUACCGCUUUCCUCAACUUGAAGAUAUAUCCCUGAAAGCGCACCGCGCCACCAACGCGGUGACUCUCGAGGAGACUUUCGAGCUCAUCCGCGAACACUGCAAUCACAAUGGGUUGGAAGCCAUUCGAAUCGACGGUGGCGAGUAUGCACAAGAUUACGAAAUAGGUGUGCACGGGCAAGCCAUCACCGCAGCGUCGUUGACCAGCUUGUGCGUCUUCCGUCACCUGCGUGUCCUCGAUAUCUGCAUCGAGGCACACAUCGUCCUCAACGACAACGCAGUCAAGGAAAUGGCCAUGUCGUGGCCUCAGCUAGAAGUGCUCUCCCUUGUGAGCAUGGCCAAGUAUCCCUGGGCGACCCCGAGCCCGCCUGGGACGACGCUCGUAGGCCUCGCACAUCUCGCUCGGUACUGCCCCUCGCUGCGGCGGUUGACAAUGGAUGUGGACACGCACCGACUGGACACUGUUCCCGAUCCCGUCAAGCUCGGCGACGGCUUCCGUAAUCGAGUGUUGGAGCGGAUCGAAAUUCCCGAGUACCCCGCACUGGGUAGCUGCGCGAAGAUAGGCGCUUUCCUGCAUGCGAUCUUCCCCAAACUCCAGUGGAUCAUCGGUCUGAGUGACAGGGAACAUAAAUCUUGGGCAAUAGUGCAGGAGGUCAUUGGGGGUAUUCGGCUCGCGUCCGAGUGGGAAAAGGGUGCUGGAUCGCAAGUGGCUUGA
This is a messenger RNA of Rhodofomes roseus, 1632 nucleotides long. RefSeq lists its product as uncharacterized. The transcript has 3 exons. The record is from RefSeq and is a predicted model, not a curated record. The coding region runs from base 1 to 1632 and encodes 543 amino acids. Lineage: Eukaryota; Fungi; Basidiomycota; Agaricomycetes; Polyporales; Fomitopsidaceae.